AUGAAUCCUAAAAUUUCUUCCCCACCAAGUGAUUCCACACAAGCUCCUGAAGUCCCAACUGGUAAUGUCCCUCUUUCUCAUGUAUCAACAUCUGAAGUUCCACAAGAAGAUGAAACAACUAGACGUCAUGUUGGGCGUGAGUCUACACAAUGUUGGACUGUUAAGGCAAUAGACUCUGAAAAAACCAUCAAGAAGAUUAAGGUGAAAGUUAGGGGAGUCAAUAACUUACCUAGGGAGUUACGCAUCAUUGUGAAUUUUGAUGACCAAGGCCAAGCAAUUGGUGAAGCACAAGCCUUGCUUGCAGGAUUUCUUGGAACACUAGCAGCUGAUUGUAAAUUAUUUCCUAUGGAUUAUGAUAGAUGGUCAGGACCUUCAGGUGUACCUAAAGCUUAUUUUCAUGAUUGCUUUGAAACAAUUUUAAAGCCUCAAUUUUAUUUUAAGAUUAAUGAAGCUGGUGCAAAACGGUAUUGCAAAUUAAGUAUGGGAAGAAAAUGGGCUGCAAAUAGGCAAAGCUUAUGGAAUGAAUUCAACGAUCCAAUCAAAACAAGAGAUGAAAUCAUAAAAAAUAUGCCGAUAGGCAUAGAUAAAGAUCAAUGGGCUCGUUUUGUUCAUUAUCGUCAUAAACCAUCAACAUUGGAACUUUGUAGGAGAAAUAAAGAAAUUCAAAGCAAGCAAGUUAUUCCACACAUUGGUGGAUCCAAAGCUAAUCCUAGAAGAAGAAAUGAGUUGGAACAAAUUGAAGUAGGAUUGACUCAAAGCAUAGUUGAUGAAUCUGAAGUUUCUCCUCUUGAUGUUGUUGGUAGAGUGUUAGGGUUAGAGCACUUUGGGAGACCAAAUGAUGCUUCAAGUGUUCCUAAUACACCUUUGGAUGCAAGAGGAGCUUCUGGUGCUAGCAACCCUUAG
Messenger RNA from Glycine soja, 903 nucleotides. RefSeq lists its product as uncharacterized. NCBI's taxonomy places the organism in Eukaryota, Viridiplantae, Streptophyta, Magnoliopsida, Fabales, Fabaceae. Bases 1 to 903 code for a protein of 300 amino acids. The transcript is spliced from 6 exons. The record is from RefSeq and is a predicted model, not a curated record.